Messenger RNA from Ylistrum balloti, 5507 nucleotides. Its product is annotated as upstream stimulatory factor 2-like. The transcript has 9 exons. Gene Ontology annotation, molecular function: DNA-binding transcription factor activity, RNA polymerase II-specific; protein dimerization activity; RNA polymerase II cis-regulatory region sequence-specific DNA binding. The coding region runs from base 97 to 1041 and encodes 314 amino acids. NCBI's taxonomy places the organism in Eukaryota, Metazoa, Mollusca, Bivalvia, Pectinida, Pectinidae. Gene Ontology annotation, biological process: regulation of transcription by RNA polymerase II. The record is from RefSeq and is a predicted model, not a curated record.
CAUGUUCAUUUUCCCAUCUCACAUGACCUGUUGUUUGGCCCCGUGAUCAAGCUUGCAUUAUUUCCUGGCAAAUUCAAACAUCCAUCAAAAAGCCACAUGGAUAUGCUAGACGAUGCCUUGGAAGCAAGCCAUGACAAAACAAAUGAUUCCACAGGCUCUGAUGAUGUUCAGCUGAGUGGACAAGGUGAAUCUCCUGACAGCCAGGCUAUGGCUUCAGUCCAACAGGGUGCAACAUUAAGUUUGGAUCCCAACAUACAGUACCAAUUCCGAACAGAAACUGGUCAGGUGACUUAUCGUGUGGUACAAGUUGCUCAAGAUGGUACAGAGGCAGCAGCUCAAGUCGUAACAACAAAUGCUUUCCCACAAGGCUCACAGGCUGUGAUACAGAGUCCAUUCAGUAAUGGAGGCAGUCCCACCCCUGAGAAUCAGGCAGACACCAGGUACACAUACUUCCCUACUGGGGCGGCAGACCAGACAGCGGCAGCACAACAGAACGAAGUGGCCACUGCAUCUAUAGGACAGGUGGCCACUGCCGGAGGUGCCUGGACAAAUGAUGCAGCCCUUGGUCAAGGACAAUUUUAUGUUAUGAUGUCACCUCAAGACGUACUUCAAGGUCAGCGAAAUAUUGCCCCAAGGACAGGUUUUAGCACACCCAAAAUAGAUGGAGGGAGAUCAGGUCGUGAUGAUCGGAGAAGGGCUACGCAUAACGAGGUGGAAAGACGAAGACGAGACAAGAUAAACAAUUGGAUCGUCACUCUCUCUAAGUUAGUUCCAGAUUGUGCCCAGGAACAUGUGAAGCAGGGCCAGACCAAGGUAAGUGAAAAUAGCAAAGGAGGAAUUCUAUCUAAAGCCUGUGAUUACAUCAAUGAACUAAGAAAUGGCAAUGUGCGUAUGGCAGAAAGUCUUAAAGAAACAGAACGGUUAUCUGUUGAUUUAGAAUUGUUGAGACAACAGUGUGAGGACAUGAAAAAUGAAAACGCAAUAUUACGUGCCCAGUUACAGUCGCACGGUAUUAUCCCAGAUGUGUCUGGGGGAUCAUAGUGGCAGUAAUCUGGAUGGUCUCAAGACAUGGACAUUAGGGUAGUUCAGGGUCAUCCAGAGGUCAAGUGUGUAAGGGUCAGUGCUCGGCUGUAUCAGCCUUCAGUUAGGUAUCAAAUAUGUCGUGCUGGAGCAGACCAACUGUGAUUGGUCGAUCUUGUGAUGUAGGAUUUGCCCAGUACAAAAACAGACUUUGAUUGGCCAAAUCAAAGAUACAAGCAACUGAAGUUGAAAAGACAUCAUAUCUUUUAUUUCGUUUUAGAAGUCGUCUUGAGAAAUCACUAAAGAGGUCCCAAAUAUAAAAAGUGCUGUAUCAUGACGCAGGAAGGAUGUAGUAAAUUGUGUUCUUCAACACAAGUUCUACAGUUUAAAUUGAUACACUGUGAAUGGUGUACAACUGUGAAUGUUGGGGAAUAUAUGUAUAUAGAAACAUUAUGUAAGGGAGGUGAUAAAAUGAUAUUUGCUCUUAACAUCAACAUUUUGUAGUAGAAUUUUGUACCUCCUAAACAUUCAACAAGGACACAUAUGACCAGAUCUGAUAGGAAAAUUCUAAAAAUUGUUUUACGAUGUUUCUAAAGUGUGAGGUCAAAGUUGUCACAUGGUCAUGAUAGCCUUUUGGGCUCAUAAUGGCAAUUAAAUAUUUCUUAAGAAAGUAAGGUUUCAUUAGGUUUCAAUACUAUUGAUGAAAGUUCUUAGACCUGUUGGUUUUAUAAUAGACAUUGUAUUAAAAAUGUUUAGCAUUGAUUUGAAGUUAAACAUAUUGAAUGGCUUAACUAAUCAGUAUUUUACAAAUUUUAAUUAGUAUUAAACCUUCACUGACAAUUAUUUAUUAGAGCUUGAACAGAUCAAUAGAAUAUCACUCCAACAGACACAAUAUUUAAGUGUUAUGUCAUAAGAUUGUCACACAGGUUUGGGUGUGUGGACUGUAAAAAUGAAUUGAAUGUGUUGAUGCCAUUUUUAAAGAGAGAUUGUUGAAUUUUAAAUUAUUAUUAAAUGUGGACAGAUGUUUUUAUUGCAAAUUAUUUGUGCAGUGAUAUGUGGUAUUGUAGCAUCCUCCAUGUUGCAUCAGAAAUACUUUUAUUGGUUUGUUGGUUCCAUGGCAUCUCUACCUUACAAAUCAUUUGACUAUCUAGAAAAGCCUUCUUUUACCUUUAUAAAUGUAUAUGGUACUAUUUAAUUGAAAGACACAUGAAUAUGUAAGGCUAACAAAUGUAAUCAGCCAAAGAACACUACUGACAUAACCAUAUUUAUUUUGUGUAUAGGAGAAUAUUUGCCAAGAGUUUUAUUUAGCCCUUGAAUAGAACUCUCAAAUAUUGUCACUGGUUAUGUCCCUUAGAUAGAUUUAAAACAAAUUCAGCCCUUGAAUAGAACUCUCAAAUAUUGUCACUGGUUAUGUCCCUUAGAUAGAUUUAAAACAAAUUCAGCCCUUGAAUAGAACUCUCAAAUAUUGUCACUAGUUAUGUCCCUCAGAUAGAUUUAAAACAAAUUCAGCCCUUGAAUAGAACUCUCAAAUAUUUACACCGGUUAUGUCCCUUAGAUAGAUUUAAAACAAAUUUAGCCCUUGAAUAGAACUCUUAAAUAUUGUCACUGGUUAUGUCCCUUAGAUAGAUUUAAAACAAAUUCAGCCCUUGAAUAGAACUCUCAAAUAUUGUCACUGGUUAUGUCCCUUAGAUAGAUUUAAAACAAAUUCAGCCCUUGAAUAGAAUUCUCAAAUAUUGUCACUGGUUAUGUCCCUUAGAUAGAUUUAAAACAAAUUCAGCCUUUGAAUAGAACUCUCAAAUAUCGUCACUAGUUAUGUCCCUUAGAUAGAUUUAAAACAAACUUAGUCCUUGAAUAGAACUCUCAAAUAUUGACACUAGUUAUGUCCCUUAGAUAGAUUUAAAACAAAUUCAGCCCUUGAAUAGAACUCUCAAAUAUUGUCACUGGUUAUGUCCCUUAGAUAGAUUUAAAACAAAUUCAGCCCUUGAAUAGAAUUCUCAAAUAUUGUCACUGGUUAUGUCCCUUAGAUAGAUUUAAAACAAAUUCAGCCUUUGAAUAGAACUCUCAAAUAUUGUCACUAGUUAUGUCCCUUAGAUAGAUUUAAAACAAAUUCAGCCCUUGAAUAGAAUUCUCAAAUAUUGUCACUGGUUAUGUCCCUUAGACAGAUUUAAAACAAAUUCAGCCCUUGAAUAGAACUCUCAAAUAUUGUCGCUGGUUAUGUCCCUUAGACAGAUUUAAAACCAACUUAGCUCUUGAAUAGAACUCUCAAAUAUUUACACUGGUUAUGUCCCUUAGAUUAAAAACAAACUUAGCUCUUGAAUAGAAAUCUCAAAUAUUGACACUGGUUAUAUCCCUUAGAUAGACUUUAAUCCAAACUUUAUCAAAUGUUUUUCUGCUGUGAUCUCGCAGUUGUAUUCUGCAUAAAUAUACAUCAAAACUCCUGCUGAAAAAGCAAUUCAAUCUUUGGAUUUAUGGAAAUUAAACAGAAAAACAUUUACAGCUUUCUGUGCCAGUCUUGUAAAUCAGUACCUUGAUAGCAAAGCAUUCAAGCCUUUAUUGUAUUAGUGUAGAUGUUGAUAUUGUCUAAAUCACACUUUUCUGAACGAGAGAUGAGUGCAAUUAUUGUAUUCAGAUACACAUGUACUUUUUUCACACCUUGUUUUAAAUUUGAUCAAUUUAUGCUGCAGCUUUUAAUUUAAUAGUGAUCACUUAUAUUUCCAUAGUGAUCAAACAUUGAAGCCCCAUCAUGCAAGUGUAAAUAAUUUUGAUGGUAUAGAUCAGAAUUUUUCCUCAAUCUUCAGGACAAAAAAAGUAUAUUUGAAUUUAAAACAUAUUACAUGCAGAAUCUGAUGUUGUCAAAAUUCUUACUCCAAUAGAUCUUUACUUGUAUAUGUAUUAAUCAGUGUUGUGUACUCCAGGGACGUUUGGUUGGAACAUUCAAAUUAUUUUAGAAAAUCAAAGUAGGGAAGGUUAAUCAGGUUGUUACACAAAUACUGUUGUCUUUGAUGAUUUCCGGGACAGUUUGGGUUUGUACACAAUCAGAUAUUGUCACUAGUGAUGUCACCGACAGAUUGUGUCAUUACAGACAGAUUGUGUCAUUACAGCGUGAUGUUUACUAUAGGUGUUUCUCAUAGAUUUAAAGGCAUGAUGACAGGAAGUGACAAAAUGUUCUAAUAUUUCCUGUAGUUUGGAUAUUCCUAGAAAAGUUUUAGUUUAACAAAAUAAUUUUCUCUUAAAUUUUUCAGAAAUGGGAGGGGGUUCCCAGUGUAGGUCAAAUCCUCUUCCUGGUCCAUUGUUUUGCUUAUCUCAUAUGAAGCAAGCUUAUUCCAUGUUCAGCAGACUUAUUUCAGACUUGUCCCAUUUGAAGCAGGAUCAUCUCCUGUGAAACAGACUUAUUUCAGACUUGUCCCAUUUGAAGCAGGAUUAUCUCGUGUGAAACAGACUUAUUUCAGACUUGUCCCAUUUGAAGCAGGAUUAUCUCGUGUGAAACAGACUUAUUUCAGACUUGUCCCAUUUGAAGCAGGAUUAUCUCGUGUGAAACAGACUUAUUUCAGACUUGUCCCAUUUGAAGCAGGAUUAUCUCGUGUGAAACAGACUUAUUUCAGACUUGUCCCAUUUGAAGCAGGAUUAUCUCGUGUGAACAAGGCUUGUUCCAUAUGAAACAGUCUUAUUCCGUGUGAAACAGACUUAUUGCAUGUGGAACUAAAAGUUAUGUUUACUCCAUGGUCUCAGUUGUGAUGACAAUAUGUCAUCUUCAAGAGCUUCAUAUCAUUUUGUUAUCUACUGUGGAUACACAGUAGGGUUCAUACAUAAAAAUAUUGUUUGUGUGUAUAUUUAUUUACUGAAUAUUGUUGCAACCAAUGGAUAAACAAAAACAAUUAUGUACUGUAUACAAACUUUCCUUAUAUACUUAUUUCUCUGAUUUCUACGUCGCAAGUCCAUGGGAAUUAACUUGCUAAAUGGACCAAGUUAUACCAUACUUCACUCCAAGGUAUUUCCCUCACUUACUUUCUGGCAGUGAACUUGUUGCCACCAUUAAGGCGUAUAGCACUUGAAAGCAAGUUUGUUCGCUGUACCUCCUGGAAUCCAUGUGAUCACUGAAUUAGGAUCACCUUGGUUAAAUUGAUUGACAGAAUAUGUACAACAGAAUGUUUCAGCAGCUUUGGCUGAAGUUUCUGAUAUUUAAUACAAACCUAUUUCACAAAAUACAUGAUCUGUUGGGGACUACCUUUUUUUAAAAGAUAAUUACCAGUUUUUAUUUUUAUUUUUAUUAUUUUUUUUUUUUGAGUCUGAUGGAAGAGAGAGGACUACAUAGGGAAUCAUAUUUGUGAUUUAUAAUCAGCUUCUUCAGUUUACAGCAAAUUAACAUUGUUACCAUCACAAUUGCAGUGGUUUGAUCACUAUUUGUGUGAUCUAUAUAUAGAAAAUGAAUCUAUUUAUAGAUCAUACUUGUGAACAAGUUCAAUAAAUUUGAUAUGACAUGAUUACUA